AUGGCAGGCGGCUUCGGCACAGGCUGCGGCAGCAUGCUGCUGGUCCUCGCUCUAGUCCUUGUCGUUCUCCCCGGCAAGGCGGCUGCCUUUGGCGCCGGUAACAUCCCGUCGAUUGCGCAGGUUGAGGGGCAUAACUGGCGACACGGAGACAUUGAGGAUGUGCUCAAGACGCUUGCCUUUCUGCACGGCAAGAAAUGGACCUCGAUGAUGGUCUCGCGCGUCUACUUUGGCAACUGGCUGAGGGACUACUCGCAGGCUGUCGACGUUGGCAGUCUGAAGGGCGUCAACGCCGCCACCAUUCGUAUUCUGGUCUGGGUGCUGUCUUUCCUGGCCAAUGGCUAUGCCACCGAGGAAUUCGAGGUCACGGAUGAGCGCCUCGGUGUCUAUCGCCCCGAGGAGCACAUUGACAACCCUAUGGGCUACGCCGACAACCUGGACGCCCGCAAGUUUGACCCGAGGCUGAGAGGCCCCGUCGACACCCGAGAGCUCGAGGUCGACCAGCGCACCGGCAUGAAGAAUUACAUCGCCAAUGAGCAAGGACCCUGGGCCACCAGCGCCGGCUACCUGCGCUUCAGCUUCGCCCGUAGCAUCCACUUCGGCCGCGUCUAUACCAGCGGCGCCAACGGAACAUCGGGCAAGGAAGCCGACCUGUGCGAGGCCCUGAGGUGCCUCGGUCAGGCUCUGCACUGCAUGGAGGACUUCAGUGCCCACAGCAACUACUGCGAACUCGCUCUCAUCGAGCUCGGUCAUCGUGAAGUCUUUCCUCACUGCGGAUCCUCUACUCAAAUCUCCCUGAAUAACAAGAGAGUCUACCCCCUUGUUACAGGAACCUUUGGUGCUGUUGACUUUUUGCAUUCGGUCCUCGGCGAGGCUACCGACCAUUUCACCCAGUCCGAGGUCGAUGAGAUGAACACGGCCCUCAAGAACGCCGAAGAGCUUAGCAAGAAUACCAGCGGUAACCUCGGUAUUUCUUCCAACCGUGGCAUCUUUGGUUCAAGCUCGGGAGGCGGUGGCACAGACAUCAUCUCUCUCCUCUCCCAGCUUCCCGGAGUUGGUGACGGAUAUGCUGCUCAGGCCAGAAAUCUCAAGGCCGCCUCGGCGGCAAAGGAGCAGGAGAACGCCAGGGCUGCCAACUCCAACAUCGUCCCGGGAAUGAGCCCUGACUUUGAUCCGGUCAAGGUGGUUGGCCAAAUAUACCCCAUCCUUGAGUUCCGCGACAAGAUUGUCAGGUCCAUUAGCAACAUGAUCGCUAGGAUACCCGGCUUGGAAAGCUUGCUUGAGAAGAUUAGCGAGACCCUGACGGCCUUCGUCUUUGGCCUCUUGGCACCCUUUGUGAGGCCUGUUAUCAACCAGGUUUCCAAGGUGUUGAAGGACGGGUCUUCGAAUGUCAUCAGUGCCAGCGCCAAAUCACAGCUGGAGCCGUGGACCAAUCCCCGUUGCGAUAAUCCCACCCACUCAAUGCUUUCCAAGGACCAUUUUACCAAUAUCCUUAACUCGUGUGCGGGCCGAGUUGCCGCGACCGUCCUCCAAUACGUUGUUCCCCGCGUUAUCUUCGCCUGGGAAAACCCCGGAGUGCCUGUGGAGGAAGUCGUAAACGAUGUCCUCCGCGCCUUCCACCACCCAGCCAUUCGUGACGAUCGUAUUCAGAUCCAGCGCGAGAUGUUUGAGACGGUGCGCAGCUGGGCCAAUGAGUCCAAAUACCGCAACGAGCUCGGCCGGGUUCUCUCGUCCGAAUCGGUCAGGGCCGGCAAGAACCACAUUCUUGCCACCGGCGCCGGUACCGGCAGCCGUUCUAUAGAGGGCGGGGGCCAUUCGUGCGACGGUGGCCACGGCAAGCCCACAGGCUCGCUCUGGUCCCAGAUCCAGACCUCUCGGGAAAUGUCAACCUCACCCGCACCCGCGCAGGCUGCGCAGCACCGCCCACUCUCUUCUGAGUACGGCGUUCAACCGCAGCCGCCGAGCGGCUACAGCGGUCAAGUCCCUCCGCAGAACUACGGCCAGGGCUAUCCAGCCCAGUAUCAGCAGCCGCAGCAAUAUAACCAGCCACCGCAGCCCGGCCCAGGCGGUUAUUACCAGCAACCCCAACAGUCCCCACCGCAGCAGUAUGGUGGUGGCGGCCCUGGAUAUGGCUCGCCGCCGCAGCCCCAGUACCAGGGUUAUCCCGGCCAGCAGCACCACCAGCAGCCCCCUCAGCAACCGCCUUGGGACCAGUAUCCCCGUUACUGA
Lasiosphaeria miniovina is the source of this 2226-nucleotide messenger RNA. RefSeq names its product heterokaryon incompatibility Het-C. The transcript is spliced from 7 exons. The coding region runs from base 1 to 2226 and encodes 741 amino acids. Lineage: Eukaryota; Fungi; Ascomycota; Sordariomycetes; Sordariales; Lasiosphaeriaceae. The record is from RefSeq and is a predicted model, not a curated record.